Coregonus clupeaformis (lake whitefish) is the source of this 6031-nucleotide messenger RNA. Its product is annotated as centrosomal protein of 152 kDa. The transcript is spliced from 30 exons. NCBI's taxonomy places the organism in Eukaryota, Metazoa, Chordata, Actinopteri, Salmoniformes, Salmonidae. Bases 389 to 5833 code for a protein of 1814 amino acids. Gene Ontology annotation, cellular component: centrosome. The record is from RefSeq and is a predicted model, not a curated record. Gene Ontology annotation, biological process: centriole replication.
CAAACACAGGAAGUUGACUACUACUAGCUAGCUAGCCAGCCAGAUAGCUAACUUUUUUUGUUCAUGAUAUAUACGCAGACGUUUUGUUCUGACUGUUAACAAAACUGUACUCUUGUCAGGCUAAUACGUUAUUAGGUUGCUGUGCCUGUCAUGCCAGUCGGUCGAUGCUUAGUUUUGUUUUCUGGUAACUGGUUGCUAUGUUAGCUAGCUAGCUAGCUAAUGUUAUUUAACCAGUCAGAUCAUUCAUUGCCCAGCAUCAUGCGCAUCUGCUGUUUGUAACGGUGUAAAUUUUUGAUUUUUGUCCUCGCUGACAAAAGUUAUCAUCGGAUAUCCACUUGUACUUCAAAUCAAAAGGUCUUCUCUCAGCAUUAGCACUGUGAUCAUCAUCAUGUCCAUCGACUUUGAUAGUGCUGCUCUGCAAACUCAACAUGAGGAGGAUGAAUUCGACCCAGAGGACUAUGCCAGAGAGCAAGAGCUCCACAAGCUGCUGACUGACCUGCCUGAUGACAUGCUGGAGGACAGCAGAGACUCCUCCUCUCCGGAGCUGGACUGCUCUCCCCGUAGCAAUCCAGACACACGUAACAGAUCACAACAGCCUACGUGGAAUCACCAACAAACCGAAUGGUCCGAUCACCAAACACCUGCCUCUCAUGAAGAAAACAAUGAGGAAUAUGACCACGGCUCCUACCAUGAGUACCCCUACGAAGAGGUUGCUGGGGUUGGGCAGAUCAACAGCCAUGCUAACCAUGCCAGUGUCCCCCAACAGGGCCACCCUCCUAUACCCCAGCCUAAGGCCUGGAACCAGCGAGGACUGACUGAGUACCAGCAUGAGCACCAACAUUAUAGCCAUGGUGAAGGUUACACGUACACCAGCGUGGGUACCGAGCAGUCUGCAGCAGCCGGUCCUGAUUUCUCCACGGAGGAGGCGGGGUAUGGAGAUGAGCUGUACCCACGUGGCGCUGUUCUCCCUGGGGUGGAGUACCAAGUAGUGGGGGGGGGACAGAGGGACGAGGAGAGCUACGCCGGUGGGGAUCAGAACAACACCAGGAAGCACGUCCAAAACUUUGACAGUGGCGGAUCAGGAGACCAUUAUAAGGCCAGCUACAACCCCUACCAGCCUGCUAGCCAGACCAAGAUGUUCAACUCCGAGGUCCCUCACCAGCACCUUGACGACCACUAUGACCAGCUGCAGAGAGACUUCCUGGACUCAGCACAGAGUACUGCAGACGCUCAGCAGCUGGCCCAGCUCCAGAUCCUGAACAAGGCCCACUUGAGACAGAUCGAAGACCUGGAGCAGAAACUGGAGGAUUCAAGACGCAACAUGAGAUACCUGGAGCAUCAGUUUGCCAUCGUGAGAGAUGAGAAGGAGGGUCUAGUGGUGAGUCUGACGGAGUCCAACAGAGUGACGGAGGAGGCCAAGGAGAGAGAGGUGCUACUGCAGACUAGCGUUAAGUCCCUGGAGCUGCGGGUUCAGGCGCUCACUGACCGAGAUCAUGAGAACACUAAAAAGCAGCAUGUGGCGGAGGCAGCAGUGGACAGCAUGCAGCAGCAGAUGAUGGAACUGUGUCGGUCAGACAGUCUGUCCAGAGCCAGAGAGCAACACGACAGAGACCUGACUGUGGUCAGAGAGCAGCAUGACGCCAAGCUGUUGGUGUUACAGCAGAGACUGGACGCCUGCACUCAGGCCCUGGAAGAACAGGCGGAGGUGGUCCAGUGUCUGCGUGAUCAGGUGAGGCAGCAGGCUAGACGGAGAGAGGAGGAGCAGGUGGAGAGAGCAGGAGUCAUCAACACCCUCACACAGCAUCUAGAGAAGAGCCAACAGCAGUGUGCCAAACUGCUACAGACUGGUUCAGUCCAGGAGAUGGGCCAGCUGCAAAUGAAACUACAGCAGACUCAGUCAGCCAAGACCAGGAGUGACAACAUGAACAAAGCCUUGCAGGAGGAGUUGUCUGAGCUGAAGGAGCAGAUCUGUCUGUAUGAGUCUGCAGUGAAACAUGGAGUCAUCUCUGUUGAGGUGAACGGAGGAGAUCUCUGGGAGAAGCAGCUGUCUGACUCCUAUGUAGACCUGGGGAUCAAGAAGACUAACUGGAAGAACGGACGACUUCACAGUACUCCUCUGGUGGAGGUGUCUGAGCCCAACCCCAAGCUGCCCAGAGAGAAGGAGGAAGGGGCUGUGAGGGAGCUGAGGGCCGAGCUCCAGCGCUGUCUGGCCAGUCUGAAGGGGAAGAGGCAGAGGAUCAGCCAGCUACAGGACCAGCUAUGGGACUCACAGGGACGAGUGGACCAGCUACAGACCCAGUUAGACCAGGACCAGACCAGCAACACCGCAGAAACCAGACCAAUGGACACGCAUCCAGAUGUAGCUUCCCAGAAAGAGUUGUCCAGACUGCAGGAGGACAGGCAGCGCCUACAAGAACGCCUUGAGACCCUAGAGAAGAGGAACGUGGAGCUGAAGCAGAGUGAGGAGAAGGUGAAGGGGGCUAACUCUGAGCUGUGUACCAAGAUGAGAGAGAUGAUCCAGGAGCUGGACCAGGAGAAGCAGGAGGCUGCCCAGAGGUAUGAGCGGACCCAGCAGCAGUUCAGAGAUGACGUAGUGAACCGUGUUCGUUCUGAACUGGCCCUGGAACACACAGCACAGAUGGAUGACAUCACAGCAGACCACCAGCUGCAGAUACAACAGCUACAAGCCAAGCUGUGUGAGGCGAAUGGGGAGAUGGUGGCAGUACAGGAGUGUUACAUCUCACUCUGCAAGGAGAAAGACAGGCUGGAGGAAAACCUGCAGGGAAGAAUGGAAGAGGAGGAGGAAAGGAGACAGAAGGAGCUGAAAACUCUAGAGGAGAGCAGAGCUGCUAUGGAGAAGCUGAGAUCAGACCUGGAGAGCCAGCAUCAGGAGACUGUCACCAAGCUCCGAGCCCUGUGGGCUGAAGAGAAGGACGAGGAGGUCAGACAACAGGUCCAAACCCAGCUGACCAAGGCCAAGGCUACGUGGAGGGAGGAGAAGGAGAAGACGGAGAGGUACUGGGCUCAGAGGUUGGAGGCAGCCGUAGCAGACGCCAGAAGACCGAGACCCACAGACACCCAGGAGUCUUCCUCUCAGACAGACCUCACUGCGGAGGAGAAGGCCUGUCAGACAUCCAGCCCUGAGAAGACCAAGGCUGCUCCAGGCUGCAGUAUGGAGGAGCUGGACACCAGGCUCCGGGAACAGAGGCUCCAGCUGCAGCGAGAGGCAGACACGGCACGACGCAGGGCAGUGGAGGAUGCUGGGAAACGAGUCCAGAAAGAACUACAGGAGAAACACCUGGAGGACAUGGCCAAACAGGUUGAAGGAGCAGUAACCAGAGGCCACAGCCGGUGGCUCCAGGACCUCCCCUCCCUGCCGGAGUACAAGGCAGCGCUCCAGAGAGAGCGGGAGAACUGGGAGAGUGAACAGGAGCAACAUGUUCAACAACAGGUGUCCCUAGCCCUGAGGGCAGCAGAGGGGAGGUGGCAGGAGGAGAGGCUGAGGAGUUCAGAGGAGGAGGAGCAGGGAGGAGCAGGAGGAGACCAGAGGGUUGAGGAGCUCCAAGAAGAGGUGCAGCGUUGGAGGCAGCUGGAGGAGGACCUGAAGACGGAGGUGGAGGAGGUGGCACAUCUGCAGAGCCAGGUGGAUGAUCUGCAAAGCCAGCUAGGCCGUGAGAGGGAGGAUAAGGCUGCCCUGCUGGAGGCCGAGCUACUUGCAGCCAGAGCCUCCUGGAGCAGAGACAAACAGCAGGAGAUCUCCUCCCUGCAGAUCUUCCAGGAGGAGCAGCUGAAACAGGCGCGGAAGGAGGCCAAUGGGGAGCUGGAGCGCCAGAGGAAGGAGCUCCUCUUGCAGAAGGAGGCUGAGCUGCAGCAGGCUCUGAGGGACCGAGAGGAGGACUGGAAGAGCCAGGAGGAGAGGAGGGGCCAGGUGGAGAGGAGGCAGGGCAGAGAGGAGGCACGGGAGGAGGUGCUCCAGGAGCUUAAGGCUGGGCUGAAGGAGGUGCAGGCUGUGCUCCUCAGAGGAGGAGCCCACAAAGAGAAGGAAAACAGAGGAGAGGUGGAGGGGAGGAGGAGAGCCAGCGGGAGCGUCGGAGAACUCCUCAUGUCUACCUGUAAAGACCUUCUCCUUAAAGCUGUAGCCCAGGCAAAGAAGGAGUGGAAGAAGAUCAGUGAGGAGAGGCUUGGCCGGGUGCUGAAGGAAACUCAAGAGCGCCAUGAGAAAGAACUCAACCAGAUUCAUAGCUCCACUGCUCAGACGAGAGAAGAGGGUGGUUGUGGGAAGCGGUGUGCUGAGACCGUGACCAAGCUGCAGAAGCAGAGUCAGGACCUCCAGAGGCAUCUAGAGAAGGCCUGCAGACAGCUACAGACGACCGUCAAGGACCACAAGGCCUCCAUGCAGUUCCUCAAAGAUGAGCAUGAGGUGACCCUACGGAAAGAGAAAGAGGACAACCUGCAGAAACUGGAGGAAUUGAAAAGAUCUGCAGCCAAAGAAUCCUCCGGGAGUUCAGACAUGGAGCGGAGUCUCCAUGUUGGCCUUGAAGAGAUGAGGGAACAGUACAUGAAAGCUGUUGAGAAAAUCAGAGGGGACAUGCUGCGCUAUCUCCAGCAGAGUAAGGAGCGAGCGGCAGAGAUGAUCCGUGUCGAGGUGCUGAGGGAGAGACGGGACACAGCCAGGAAGAUGAGGCGCUACUACCUCGCCUGUCUACAGGAACUGUUAGAGGACGGGGGGCAGGCCACAGGGGCUGAGAAGAAAAUCAUUAACGCUGCCAGUAAGCUGGCCGCCAUGGCCAAGGUGUUGGAGACCCCUACCAAGAGGAAAAGGGGAAAGAGCCACAGCUUCCUGGGCUCGUCAUCAAAGUCAGAGGCAGCUACUGACAACCAUCCAGGUAACGCUUCAGGCUCUACCUCUAGUAAAACCCAAUCUCCAGCUAGCCUCCUCCCUGAGACCACCAGGUCCAGUGGAGGUGAGGGGAGGAUCCUGAAGACCAAGAUGUACUCUGACCCUGACUCCAACACCUCCUCAGCUGCAGUCAAGACCACCUGGACUACUAGGCCCGUGAGUAAACCCACCCACCAGGACCCCCUGACCAAUGGAAAGGAGAAAGGAGCCCCUGCAAACACGGCAGGGAAACCCCAUGUCUCUUCAGGACUCUUCCUCUCACUUCCUCCUCACAAAACCUCUCAUCAAAUUGGUCAAACCUCCCUUGACUGUUCCAUUGGUGAUUUUACUAACAUUACUGUGAGGACCCAGACCAGCAGGGAGCUGUACCUGCAGGGGGCGGAGUCGGGGAGAUCAGACGAUGACAACUUCCUGUGUCACCGUAGUAACACUAAACCCUUCCUGGUCCAGGAGGAGCUUCCCGUUAGAGACGAAGGAGGAUCGAGCGAUUGGAGUUUGUCCAGUAAUGGGUCCCAAGAUGGCCGCCACGUCCUCGCAGUUUCCUCUUACCCGGGCAGAAAAAUGGAAACUGUGAAACCGUUCUCUUUGCGUGGUCCUUCUUCAACUGAUGACCUGGGUGAUUUCGGUCGCCUCACCACUGACAACUCUGACAUGACGGUUUACAAAGAGAUUGUCAAUGUUCAGUCUUGCGCCAAAGCCUCGACUUUCCCCAGUGUCCCGCCUCCGACCAAAGCUGUGACUCGGUCUGUCCCCAGUGUGAAGACCGGUAGCGGUAGAUCCAGUCACAGAGAGCCUGUCCCUGACUCUGAGGGGGACCGGAAGAAUCCGAACCGGUUCCAGAACAGACGGUGUUCUAAGAGUCUGUUCUCUGAGCUGAAGCGGAGUCAACAGCAGGACAAUAGUUUUGACGGUCCAUUCUCUCAUCAGAAAUAAGUGCGACGAGUCCAAAGACUAUUUUUGGCAGUGUGGACUCACUCCUGUUCUUUUCAGAAAUUUAUAAAGGGAGGAAAUGGACCAAGUGGAGAUUUGAGUGAGUCUUGAAUUUGUGUUUUGGUUCAUCUUUUACAUUUUACAUUUUAGUCAUUUAGUAGGCGCUCUUAUCCAGAGUGACUUAAAGGAGCAAUUGGGGUG